AUGAGGAGCACAAAAUACGUCGAUGACUGUUGCCGGUCCAUCACAGCAGCACGGGAGUAUCCUACAGACGUAUACCUUGUCCAACUGGUGCGACUGCACUGCUUGGUCGACCGGAUCAGUCGCGCGCUGUCACCAGACGAUUUCAACAGCGCAUCUCAGGACGGCUUCUGGUCCACUCCCAUCGCGAUGGCUGUUAAGGCACUAGAGACAGAUCUACGCCGUGCUGAAGAGGAGUUCAAACUCGAUAUUGUGAUGGAGAACCAGCAAGGCCAAGGCCAUGACCAGGACGAGGAUGCACAGUCAUAUCGCCCAUCCCAACCACAUUCACUUGCUUCGGACCUCGCAUUGGUAUGCAAGAUACACUGCGACAACGUGCGACUGUUUCUCUAUGGCAUUGCUCUCGAGGACCUCGACGGCUUACGCAACCCUUGGGUAAACGGGGAGCCUGGAUCGACGACAAACAUGCGUCUUCCCAUGAUCGUUAACCUCGUACACAGUCUGGUGCCCGUCUUUGACACCAUAUGCUCCUGGCCGACUAGAAGCUUUUUCAACGUCCCUUUCUCAGUCUUCGCCAUCUAUUCUCACGCCGCCCUCAUCCUGGCGAAAUUAUGUGUGCUCAGCCCCGACAACGUGCCUGGCUGGGACGAGAGCUAUCUGCAGCGUUACGGUUUAGACAUUGUCUCCAUCCUACAAGCAGUGGAAAGCAAGUACGCGGAUAUAUCCCGCCAGAUCCACUCUCCGCUGGAAAUCGAGAGGGAUUCCUUCCGGCGAGACGGUCGGAGUGUCGUUUCAGCCCAGACUGACCGCGUCGUCAGCAGACUGAGAUGUAUUAGGGAGGUUUUCGAGUCGAGACGGAAGAUUAAGCGCCAUCGCCAUUCUCAUCCCCAACAACAACUUCAAGAUCAACAGCAUCACCAAUACCAACACCAACACCAACGCACUCUCGUUGAACCCAUCCAACAGCAAACCCUAGAUCGACCGGCCCUUAACGGCUAUGGGCAAGAUCUGCCUUCAAUGGCAACGCAAAACACCGCGGACGAGUAUUCUGGAGACCCCAGUGCCACCUUGAUCCCAAGCGUCCACAUCAGCCCUGAAGAGCUUCUUGAAAUGUCAGUCACUGGAGCGGGACUAUUUGAUUAUCUGGACGAUGAGUUUUGGAGACAGCUGGUAUGA
Capronia epimyces CBS 606.96 is the source of this 1173-nucleotide messenger RNA. RefSeq lists its product as uncharacterized. Bases 1 to 1173 code for a protein of 390 amino acids. The transcript has a single exon. The record is from RefSeq and is a predicted model, not a curated record. NCBI's taxonomy places the organism in Eukaryota, Fungi, Ascomycota, Eurotiomycetes, Chaetothyriales, Herpotrichiellaceae.